UCCGCGCCGCCUCCGCGGGGACAAUAGCGCGGGGCCAUGUCGUCCGCCGGCGGCCGCCAGCCCAGCCAGAGCCGGGCCAUCCCCACCCGCACCGUGGCCCUGAGCGACGCGGCGCAGCUCCCCCCGGACUAUUGCACCACCCCCGGCGGCACCCUCUUCUCCACCACGCCGGGAGGCACCCGGAUCAUCUACGACCGCAAGUUUCUGCUGGACCGCCGCAACUCGCCCAUGGCGCAGACCCCGCCUUGUCACCUCCCCAAUAUUCCCGGCGUCACCAGCCCCGGCUCGGCCGGCGAGGAGCCCAAAGCGGACACCAACAGCCUGAACCACCAGGAGGGGAAGCCAUCCAUGGGGGACGACGCUCAGUUCGAGAUGGAUAUCUGAGCGGGAACCACGGAGAGGCAGCAACUCCCCAGCCCUGCGCACACCCCAUUCGGCUUAGCAGGAUCCGUCCCGGCGAGGAGGAGGCGGCAGCGGUCCCCGCCGGCGUCCCCUUCCCCGCCUGCCUCCCCCCCCCUGUUUCCGGGGAGCGCGGCUCUGGCUUCUCCCCCUUUGCGGGUGACCGGUCCCAGCAUGUGCCGCACGGAGCAUCUCUUCCGGAUCCGGCCCUAUCCCUCUUCCUCCGCCCGCCGGCAGCCUGAUCUCCACCGGGCUUCUUUUUAAAACAUCCCUUUGCCUCUUCCGCCGCCUCGUGCUCCCCCCCAAAAAAAACCCCUCCCGUUACCCCAAACCUCCCGUUGCCGGCAGCUUGGCGGUCCGGAGCUGCGUCACCCCUUUUGCCCCUUCUCCCGGAAAAUUCGGGCAGCUUCUCGGGAGGAGGGUGAAAGCGUUGCUCCUAGAACCAGCACCCGCUUGCACCCCGGGGCCGGGUUGGUUUAUUUUUUCGGUUCCCCCGGGACCUGCUGCCAUUCGGUGGAGGACAACGCUGGCAGCCCGUUCCCUUCGGUGCUCCGGGCGUCCACGUCUCUCUCCUACCUGGAUUUCUUCCGUCUCAGCCCUUUGACCGGGGGCUGCGUCCCCGACCCACCAGCCAGGACUCAGAACGACGUAGCCAUAUGUUACAAAAAAGAAAAAAACCUCCUUGCUUUUAUUUUUUUGGUACUAAAAAGGGGCACUUUACCGGCAACGCUUCUUUUUUUCAGGCUGGGGACGAGCGCCUCUGGGAAAGUGCUUUCUAGUGCUCUUUUUUUUUGUUGUUGUUUUUUAAAUCCCCCCCUUUAAAAUGUGAAUAAUACAGGAGCGAAAUCCCUCGGCGCCGUUGGAUGUCUCGGGAGCAGCCGGGCACCCGGGACGGGGGGAGAUGCAGGCUGAGGUGCUGCAGGGAUGCGAUGCUGCGGCCGGGAGCAUCACGGCUGCACCCGGGGCGCUCCGGUCACAGGGUGCCGGCAUCGGUGCCGUCCUCCGCUUGCUUUUCGUGCCGGGGUCGCGCUGCCAUGGUUAAAGGGUUUCGGCGUUAAACUCCCCGCCGCCGGCGGCUGUGCCGGCCUGGCACGUCGUGGCCAUCCUGCCUGUGCCCGGCAUCUUGAAACCCCCCGGCAAUGGGAUUUAUUUUUUUCCUCCUCUCUCGGUGCGACUCUUGCCUUGAAGAGCGGCGUUCGGUGAGGGCGCGCGUGGCGGGGGACGCCGCGGCGGUGCCGUGCUGUGCCCCCCGAGCCCGCCAGCCCCCCACCCCCCUUUAUUUUUAUUUUCUUUUUUUACUACCUGUUGGGAGCCGUCGACAGCUUUGCAACCUUCUCAAGUGCCAUUUUAUCAGCCCCCACCUGAGUGCCUGCUCGAUCCAUCCUCCCUCCCUCGCCGGGGUCCCCCCCUGCUCCCCGGGGACCCAUCGCCUGCCGGGGCGGUGGCUCUGCGUGCCGGGGACGGGGUACGCCCCGUGCCGGUAUCCGUGCUGCAGGCGUUGUGCACUUUCCGUCCGGUAAUUUAUUUCUCUAGGUGUGUUUGGCGUGGGUCGGCGCGGUGGCUGGUUGCGAGCUCCCAUCUUCCAGCUGCUUUUCUUGGGGGGGACGGCGAGGGCUGCCACUCGUUUUGGGGGGGGGGGGGGAAGUGAGGGGGGAAAAAAAAAAAAAACCAAAACCCAACCCGACAAGGGAACGGGAUGUCUCUCCCAUCCUUUCCCUUGCCCGGGUAGCGCUCGGUGGGACGCGACGUGCACACGUAGCCGGCCGUUGUAGGCGCACGAGUGAGUGAGUGCGUGCAAGUAGAAAUAUGUAUAUGCGUGUGGGUGGGUGGUGAUAAGACACACACAAAUAUAUAUAUUAUAUAUAAAUAAAUAUAUUUUCCUUAAAAGCGAAGAUCCUAGGAGGUCUGCUAGGCCCUCGGAUCGAGGGAGCGGCAGGGGCGGAGGGCGAGGACGUCCUUUGAGGAGCGGGGAUGGCCACCGCAGAUGCAGGGACCCGGCGCCCUCGGCGCAGUGACUCGUUUCGGGAAAUCUGCUCUCCAAGCCAAAAAAAAAAAAAAAGAAAAAAAAAAGAAAAAAAAAAAGAAAA
Molecule: messenger RNA, 2486 nt
Organism: Grus americana (Whooping crane)
Lineage: Eukaryota; Metazoa; Chordata; Aves; Gruiformes; Gruidae
Gene: EIF4EBP2
Product: eukaryotic translation initiation factor 4E binding protein 2
Exons: 3
Coding region: 37-384 (115 amino acids)
Biological process (GO): negative regulation of translational initiation
Cellular component (GO): cytoplasm
Molecular function (GO): eukaryotic initiation factor 4E binding
Source: RefSeq, a predicted model, not a curated record